This is a messenger RNA of Pteronotus mesoamericanus, 3855 nucleotides long. RefSeq names its product solute carrier family 27 member 4 (gene SLC27A4). Gene Ontology annotation, cellular component: endoplasmic reticulum membrane; microvillus; plasma membrane. Bases 1242 to 3173 code for a protein of 643 amino acids. NCBI's taxonomy places the organism in Eukaryota, Metazoa, Chordata, Mammalia, Chiroptera, Mormoopidae. The record is from RefSeq and is a predicted model, not a curated record. Gene Ontology annotation, molecular function: long-chain fatty acid-CoA ligase activity; long-chain fatty acid transmembrane transporter activity. Gene Ontology annotation, biological process: response to nutrient; medium-chain fatty acid transport; long-chain fatty acid import into cell. The transcript is spliced from 14 exons.
GGCUUGUUGCUUUGUCAUCAAAGGAGUGGAUGGUGAGCCCCAUGCUGGGUCUCCCGCGUGCAAGGUCUUACUCAGUCCUCACGACAACACAACCUCACUUCAUGGUCUUGGGUUCAGGGAGUGUCCUAGGGUCCCACCGCUGGGGUGUGGUGGAGCAUGUCCUGGGAUGCACAGGUCUUGAGCCCUUUCCCAGUAGCCAAGGGGAAGCUCCCUUCUGCCUGAUAAAAGCCUCAUGUCGCUGAUCCCAGGGCAGUGUUUGGGGGCACAGGUGCUAAAGGCAGAUAGGCCUGGCCCGCUGCUGGCCAGCCCCGCACCCUGGCAGUAGUCACGGCAUCUGUUCGAGCCUCUGUUUUCUGCUCUGUGAAACAGGCAGUGUACACCUGUGUCGCCACAGGGCCACGCGCCUGGGGAGUGCCUCAGCAGGGCGUAAACACUUAGGAAAUGGGAGCUGUCAUUUGCCACGAACGCCCCUUGAGGCCUCUGAAGUCAGCAGGUACACGUAAGCCAGAGGUAUUUAUUCUGCACACACCCAGAGCGGGAGGACUUUGAUGGCUCAGAGGUGCCUAAUGCCAAACACAACUGAAUCUACGGGGCAGGCGCCUGCCGUGUGCCAGGGGCCCCACCACUUCGAUCCUUGGGAGGUUCAAUUCAAGUCCAGAUGUCAGUCUCUGGUAAGUCUGAGGUUUAAGUGGUGAUGUUAGCUCCCUAAUGCAGGGCAGAUGGGGGUCAUGUCCGUGGAAAGGAGCCUAAGCAGAACAUGUCCCACAAGUGACAGCGCCCAGCUCCUGACCUUCCUAAGAACCUCUGAUGCCUCCACUGCACCAGGUUAAACUCGGUCUGGCGCACAAAGUCCUUUCCAAUCACACUCCACCACGCGGCCUUCCCUAACCCUUGAAGCCCAAUGCACGAGCCCACUAGUCUUAAAUCGUUUCACAAAUAUCUCCUAAGUAUUUGCUGACUGCUUGGGCUUCUCAGUGAUCCAGACAGCUGCAUCCCACCCUCUUGGAGCUGAGCAACUUCACGGCAGCUGAGGCCGUCCCUGUGCCAGCCCUGUGCUGACAGUGGCACGCGCCAUCUCAGUGAACACCCAGCCCCACGAGGUGUGCCAAGUUACUUAGAAGAUACCAUGGAUGGGAAAGUAUUCCUACUCAGUAAUCCAGACACCGAGUUUAUUGUUGUCCCAGAAUCAGAGGUGAGAGGAGCUCAGGCCUGCAGUUCUUCUGAAUCUUCUAAAGGUCACAAUGCUGCUCGGGGCGUCUCUCAUUGGAGUGUUGCUGUUCUCCAAGCUGGUGCUGAAACUGCCAUGGACCCAAGUGGGGUUCUCCCUGCUGUUCCUCUACCUGGGGUCCGGGGGCUGGCGCUUUGUCCGGAUCUUCAUCAAGACCAUCAGGCGCGAUGUCUUCGGCGGCAUGGUGCUCCUGAAGGUGAAGGUGAAGGUCCGGCAGUACCUGCGACAGCGGCAGACGGUGCCCACUUUGUUUGCCUCUACGGUACAGCGGCACCCUGACAAGACGGCCCUGAUCUUUGAGGGCACAGACACCCACUGGACAUUCCGCCAGCUGGACAGCUACUCGAACAGUGUGGCCAACUUCCUGCGGGCACGGGGCUUGGCCUCCGGUGACGUGGCUGCCCUCUUCAUGGAGAACCGCAACGAGUUUGUGGGCCUGUGGCUGGGCAUGGCCAAGGUGGGCGUGGAGGCGGCACUGAUCAACACCAACCUCCGGCGGGAUGCCCUGCGCCACUGCCUGACCACCUCCCGUGCCCGGGUCCUCAUCUUUGGCAGCGAGAUGGCCCCAGCUGUCUUUGAGAUCCACAACAGCCUGGACCCUUCGCUCAGCCUCUUCUGCUCCAGUCCAUGGGAGCCCAGCUCGGUGCCUGCCAACACAGAGCACCUGGACCCCUUGCUGGAAGAAGCCCCAAAGCACCUGCCCAGUCGCCCUGACAAGGGCUUCACAGAUAAGCUCUUCUACAUCUACACGUCUGGCACCACGGGGCUGCCCAAAGCUGCCAUCGUGGUGCACAGCAGGUAUUACCGCAUGGCUUCCCUGGUGUACUACGGAUUUCGCAUGCGGCCCAGUGACGUCGUGUAUGACUGCCUCCCGCUCUACCACUCCGCAGGGAACAUUGUGGGGAUUGGGCAGUGCCUGCUCCACGGCCUGACUGUGGUCAUCCGGAAGAAGUUCUCAGCCUCCCGGUUCUGGGACGAUUGUAUCAAAUACAACUGCACAAUUGUGCAGUACAUCGGCGAACUGUGCCGCUACCUCCUGAACCAGCCGCCCCGGGAGGCAGAACGCCAGCACCGGGUGCGCAUGGCCCUGGGCAACGGCCUCCGGCAGUCCAUCUGGACCGAGUUUUCUGGUCGCUUCAACAUCCCCCAAGUGGCGGAGUUCUACGGGGCCACUGAGUGCAACUGUAGCCUGGGCAACUUCGACAGCCAGGUAGGAGCCUGUGGCUUCAACAGCCGCAUCCUGUCCUUUGUGUACCCGAUCCGGCUGGUACGUGUCAACGAGGACACCAUGGAGCUCAUCCGGGGACCCGAUGGUGUCUGCCUUCCCUGCCGGCCAGGUGAGCCUGGCCAGCUGGUGGGCCGCAUCAUCCAGCAGGACCCCCUGCGACGCUUCGAUGGCUACCUCAACCAGGGUGCCAACAAUAAUAAAAUUGCCAAGGAUGUGUUCAGCAAGGGCGACCAGGCCUACCUCACCGGCGAUGUGUUGGUGAUGGACGAGCUGGGCUAUCUGUAUUUCCGAGACCGCACGGGGGACACGUUCCGCUGGAAAGGCGAGAACGUGUCCACCACAGAGGUGGAAGGCACACUCAGCCGCCUGCUGGACAUGGCCGAUGUGGCAGUAUAUGGCGUCGAGGUGCCAGGAACUGAGGGCCGAGCUGGGAUGGCUGCUGUGGCCAACCCCACUGGCAGCUGUGACCUGGAGUCCUUUGCACAGCACCUGAAGAAGGAACUGCCCCUGUACGCCCGCCCCAUCUUCCUGCGUUUAAUGCCCGAGCUUCACAAGACAGGGACAUUCAAGUUACAGAAGACAGAGCUGCGGAAGGAGGGCUUUGACCCUGCAGUCGUGAAAGACCCGCUGUUCUACCUGAACUCCCGGACGGGCCGCUACGUCCCAUUGGACCAAGAGUCCUACACCCGAAUCCAGGCUGGCGAGGAGAAGCUGUGAUUUGCCUGGAGUCCCUCUCAGGGCCAGUGGAUGCUGGAUCCAGAGCCCCAGCUCCCACCCUGGAGGCAUCCUGGGCAAUGCCAGACCAAAGCAAGCAGGGCCCGGCACCUCGAUGAUGAGGUGCUGAUCCCCUCCCUCUUCAAACUGCCAACUGACUCACUGCCGCCUGCCCCUCCCCCAGCGGCUUUCCGUGAAAGCCUCAUGUCCACGUUUGUCUUCAAGGCCAGGCAGGUCCCCGGGCUGAGACUGACUGGGCCCCUCAGGAUGAUGUCUUGGGUUAGGUCUGGGGCAGGUGAAGGGUCACCAAGCACUCCCCAGAGCAGGGAGUUUCUAAGCGGGGCUGGGGCAGAUGCCUCCAGACUCAGGAAGCCAGCAGAGCCGGCAGGCGCCGAGGUGGCCCUGCAUCAGCUGGUUGAAGAGGCUCCAGGCCAGAGCUGCUCUCAUGGGACUCGGCUCUGCCAGUGCCUCCAGGAGGAUGGGAGGAGGGCCCCGACCUGCAGCAGGCCGCCCAGACAGAGCGUCCUCCCUCUCGUGUCCUCUCCCCUAGGUGGCUGCCUGGCUGUCCCUCAGGCAGGGCCUUUCUGUGUUUGUGGGUCUGUCCGUGUCACCUCCAUCUCGGUCCUGACCUGGCUUUGAGAGGAGGAGGGGUGGGGGCACUCAGGGGCCAAUAAACUGCCUUGAC